Bursaphelenchus okinawaensis is the source of this 329-nucleotide messenger RNA. The record is from the annotation of a GenBank genome assembly. Lineage: Eukaryota; Metazoa; Nematoda; Chromadorea; Rhabditida; Aphelenchoididae.
AUGUUUGGGUGAGGUCUUACUUUUCAAUCAUUUUUUAAAAACAGUUUUAAAGUUUAAAAAAUUAAAAUUAUUGGUUCUUAUUUUAAAAAUACUGUUCAUUUUUUAGAAUCAGGUUUAUCAUCUCCCUAAUCGUCGCCAUCGUCCUACAGAACGCUUACUCGAAUUCUCAGCCAGCUAAUAUAGCGGAUGGUUUUCGUCGAUACCAAGCAUUGACUGUUUCGUCACCGUCGUAUCGGCCAGUUUACGUUGGCGGUGGAAUCUACGACGUGUAUGAGAAACCGGUAUCGCAUGACGAAGAGGCCACUACAGCUCAAGCGGAUGUAAAUUAA